This is a messenger RNA of Gastrolobium bilobum, 2349 nucleotides long. RefSeq names its product cell wall protein DAN4-like. The record is from RefSeq and is a predicted model, not a curated record. Gene Ontology annotation, biological process: cortical microtubule organization. Gene Ontology annotation, cellular component: cortical microtubule. The coding region runs from base 436 to 2169 and encodes 577 amino acids. Lineage: Eukaryota; Viridiplantae; Streptophyta; Magnoliopsida; Fabales; Fabaceae. The transcript is spliced from 5 exons.
UAUCACCCAACCAUUCAUCAACCAUGUAACGUAGGCUUUAAGUGAUGGAAACAACACCACCCGCACGGCAUCUGUUCUUCUCUCCCUCCCUCCCUCCAUCAUCCCCAUUAUUUCCCACUUCAAACUUCGCUUUUAUUACCUCUCAAUGCCACUCCUUCCGUUUUACCCAAUCGAACUUUCUGGAACCCCAAUGCUCCCUCUCCCUUCUUCCUUUUCUCUCACAAUGCCUUCUCAUUCGACCUAACCUAAAACCAUACCACUUUUGUUUUUUUCUCCAAAUAUUUUGAACUUUGCGCUACACUCACGUUUUCACACAGGGCUUUUUAUUUAAUUUAAUUAAUUUUUUUUUAUGGUGUUGUUGACGUAAACGAGGGAACUGAGCUAGGUUCUUUGUUCGAACCCUAAUUAUUAUUCUACACUUGGGCGAUUUUGGGGAUGAAUCGUAGUUUCAGAGCUCAGGAAUCUCAAAUGCAAGCUGCGUUCAAACAGAGGCAGCAGCAAUUGGGGGUUUUGAGGUCGUCGUCGCUCAUGAAAGACAAAGAUGACGAGCUCGCAUUGUUCCUCGAGGUGAGGAAUCGCGAGAAGGAGCGUAACGAUCUUCUGCUGCGCGCUUCCGAGGAGGAGUUCGAUGUUGCAGCGUUAGGCUCAAAUCCUGGCACUUCUCCCUUAUUUAACAUUUCAUCAUCCGCGCCAGCUCCUGUGUGUAAGACUGGUGCUGAUGAUUUUCUCAAUUCCGAAAAUGACAAGAAUGACUAUGACUGGCUUCUAACUCCUCCUGGGACUCCCCUUUUUCCUUCUUUGGAGAUGGAAGCUCAAAAAACUGUUAUGAGUCAACUUGAUGUUCCAACUAGACGUCCCACACCAUUAAAAUCUAGAUUGGCAAAUCCUCCGGCAGAGCUUACUGGAAGGAGCAACGUAGUAUAUAAACAACCAGCUUCCUCCCCGGGGUUGACCUCUUCAGGUGGUGGAACUAGGAGGCCCUCAUCAUCCGGGUAUCCAGGAUCAAGACCUGCAACUCCCACUGGACGACCUACAUUGACCACAGCUUCAAAAUCAUCUAGACCUUCAACACCUACUUCUCGUGCAACCUUACCUUCAACUAGGACAACGGUAGCUACAACCAAGACCACAGUUUCCACCGCCAAGUCUGUGGUUUCUGCUACUAAGACUGCAGUUUCUGCCUCUAAGACUACAGUCCCUGCAGCUAAGCCCACACCUCCAUCUAGAUCCUCUACAACUUUAUCAAGAUCUACUGCAAGAUCUUCAACACCUACUAACAGGCCUACCUUACCUGCACCCAGGUCCACAUCAAGGGCAUCAACUCCAACACACAGACCAUCUACUCCGUCAAAUGCACCCACCACAUCUGCUCCUUCAGUUAAGACUUCUUCAAUAUCAAAGCCAGUUCCAGUGAUGUCAAGGCAGCCAUUUGCAUCACGUGGCACUUCACCAACAGUGAGAUCAAGACCAUGGAAGCCAUCUGAGAUGCCUGGCUUUUCACUUGAUGCUCCACCCAAUUUGAGGACAACACUACCAGAAAGGCCGGUGUCAGCAACAAGGGGGAGGCCUGGAGCUCCCACUUCACGGUCUUCAUCUGUUGAGCCUGCUUCUGGUUGCAGACCGAGGCGGCAAUCAUGCUCUCCUUCUAGAGGACGGUUUUCUAAUGGCAUUUCUCAUACAACUGGAAGCUCUAUGCCUGCAGUUAGCCGUGGGUACUCGAAAGUGAAUGACAAUGUCAGUCCUGUUGUUAUUGGCACCAAGAUGGUUGAUAGGGUAAUUAAUAUGCGGAAACUAGCACCGUCAAGGCUCGAUGACAAAAACUCUCCCCAUAGUAAUCUGUCUGGCAAGUCCUCAACAUCUCCGGACAGCUCUGGUUUUGGAAGAACACUCUCAAAGAAAUCCUUGGAUAUGGCUAUUAGGCAUAUGGAUAUAAGGCGACGGGUUCCUGGCAAUUUACGGCCAUUGAUGACAAACAUUCCAGCAUCUUCAAUGUAUAGCAUACGGUCAGGGCCUCAACGAAGCCGAGCUGUUAGUGUCUCAGACUCUCCUCAUGCCACUAGCAGUAAUGCUAGCUCCGAGGUGAGUGUAAACAUAGAUAAUAGUGAAAUAGAUGAUGAUACUGUCAGCGAGAGUGGUGGUCAAUCACCUGCCAAUGUGCGGGGCAGGUAAACAGCUCUCACUUUGGGGAAUCAUCUGCCUACAUUUUAAUUGCACAACCAUUCUGAUCCUGACUAUCAGCCGUAGUGGAUUUUCAUAUGGAGCUAACCAUGCCUCUAUUGAUGUAAAGUUUAUUGGAAGUGAUGUUACCUUGUGUAAUUGAAUGUAUUUGUGAUUUUAGGUAUAGAUAGG